AUGAGCCCAACCAGUGUGGUCUCCGAACUGGGCCGUGGCCUAGAGGAGUCGCAGAAUCAGCGGGAUGCUCGAAUUGAGGAGCUGUGGUUCCGGCUCGACCCUGGAAGGACCGGCGAGCUGGAUUUCAAGGCUCUUCGAGAGGGCUUCCGCAGGAUUGAUCAUCCACUGAAAAAUGCAGACCAGAUGCUGAAGAAGAUUCUGGCUGAGGUUGAUACCAAUGGAGAUGGGAGAAUCCAGUACGAAGAGUUUCAUACAUUUGUUGAUCGCGCCGAUCGUCAAUUGUACAAGCUCUUCAGAUCGAUUGAUAAAGAUGGCAAUGGGAAGUUGGACGAAAAGGAGCUACAGACAGCUUUUCGCGGCGCGGGGCUCACAGUCUCGAAUCGCCGCCUGGCCGAAUUCUUCAAGCACAUGGACGACAACGAUGAUGGGUUUGUCUCGUUUGACGAAUGGCGGCACUUCUUACUGUUCAUGCCGGCGCAAGAGCAUGAUUCCCACCUUGAUGCCAUGCUUUCUUUCUAUAACUCGGUGACAUUUGUUACACCUGAAGGUGACUCGGUGGUGAGCGAGGAGACGCUAGAAGGCUUAGGUACGGCAGGUCCUCCAUGUUCCUCGCGCUCUCUCCUUCAUUCUAUUCUUGGCUCCAUUCUUCGCGUUGCCUUCCCCGGUGGAUACACGCCGAGCCCACAGGAGCCAGCUUCAAGACCCGCAGCAACAGGAGUAGCAAACUCAGAGUUGGCUGCAUCAUCCUUGUUAGGGAAUGAGACGAAGGCUAUUGAUGGGAGAAGACACGUCGCACCUGGCGCUGGUGCCGCCCCAGUCGGGCAGAAGCAGCAUGAGCGGGAGGCAGUGGGAGAGCGCAUCGUCAGCGAUGACACCCAGGCCACUCAUCAAGAGUCAUCAUCCACCGCCUCAGCUGUCAAAACUAGGAGAAAGUUUGAACUGACAGAGUUUAUCCCCGAUCCAGGUUACUUCCUUGCGGGUGCGGUCGCCGGUGGCGUUUCUCGCACAGCCACUGCUCCUCUCGACCGACUCAAGGUAUACCUCCUUGUGAAUACUGGGACCGGGAGCGCCAAUGCUGCCAAAGCCAUCAACAGUGUCGCAUCAGGUCGACCACUUGGUUUGGUGAAGAAUGCGCUUCGACCCUUUAGUGAUGCUAUCCGCGACCUAUUCCGCUCUGGGGGGAUUAAGGGGUUCUUCGCAGGAAAUGGAUUGAAUGUGAUUAAGAUUAUGCCCGAAACCGCCAUCAAGUUUGGCUCCUAUGAGGCGGCCAAGCGCACGCUGGCCAACCUUGAGGGCCAUGGCGACCCCAAGAGACUAAGCUCAGUUUCCAAGUUUAGUGCUGGGGGGGUGGCCGGAAUGAUCGCACAGUUCUGCGUUUACCCCUUGGAUACCCUGAAAUUUCGUCUGCAGUGCGAAACCGUCAAGGAUGGCCUCACCGGCAGCGCAUUAGUGCGGCAAACAGCAGUCAAGAUGUAUAGGGAUGGCGGCCUUCGUGCGUGCUAUCGGGGCGUGACUAUGGGCCUUGUCGGCAUGUUCCCAUACAGCGCUAUCGACAUGGGAAUGUUCGAGUUUCUGAAGAACACAUACCGCACCACGUAUGCGAAGUACACAGGAUGUCACGAGGAUGAUGCGGCACCUGGAAAUAUCGCCAUGGGCAUGAUAGGCGCGACUUCAGGCGCCAUUGGCGCCUCGCUUGUGUAUCCACUCAACGUGGUUCGGACACGAUUACAGACGCAGGGAACUGCGAUGCACUCAGCAACAUAUACAGGCAUAUGGGACGUGACCCGGAAGACAAUUCAGCGUGAAGGCUACCGUGGGCUGUACAAAGGUCUGACACCAAACCUUCUCAAGGUUGCGCCGGCGCUGAGCAUAACCUGGGUUGUGUAUGAGAAUACGAAAAAGGCUCUUGGAUUGAGCUAA
Messenger RNA from Clonostachys rhizophaga, 1920 nucleotides. NCBI's taxonomy places the organism in Eukaryota, Fungi, Ascomycota, Sordariomycetes, Hypocreales, Bionectriaceae. The record is from the annotation of a GenBank genome assembly.